Toxorhynchites rutilus septentrionalis is the source of this 345-nucleotide messenger RNA. Its product is annotated as RNA guanine-N7 methyltransferase activating subunit. Gene Ontology annotation, biological process: RNA 5'-cap (guanine-N7)-methylation. The transcript has a single exon. The coding region runs from base 1 to 345 and encodes 114 amino acids. The record is from RefSeq and is a predicted model, not a curated record. Gene Ontology annotation, molecular function: RNA binding. NCBI's taxonomy places the organism in Eukaryota, Metazoa, Arthropoda, Insecta, Diptera, Culicidae.
AUGGUUGACCCAAAAAGACACAUUAACAUCCUUUCGGAGGAGGAUCAGCUGUUUAUCAACGAGUGCGAGGAGGAGUUUGAGUUUCGUUUCACCGAAGACGAUGCCGAGUUUCAGGCACAUUGCGCCAAAGAGCCUGCGCCCCCUCCUUUAGUGGAGCCCUGGCAAAGUCGGAACUUCCACGGUUCGGGUGGAGGAGGAGGCAGGGGAAGAUUCAAUGAUCGUGGAAGACACCAGCAUCGGGCCCGGCCGUACAAUCAGAACUACCGCGGGAAUCGCUACAACAAUAACCGCGGUCGGGACAACAGGAACAAUCGUUACGCGCCUAGUGGAGAUAGGAACUAUUAG